Soboliphyme baturini is the source of this 539-nucleotide messenger RNA. The record is from the annotation of a GenBank genome assembly. NCBI's taxonomy places the organism in Eukaryota, Metazoa, Nematoda, Enoplea, Dioctophymatida, Soboliphymatidae.
AUGGCAAUGGAUGAUAUCGUUCGUAGAACAUCUGGAAUCGAGCCAAAGGUGACCUCUGCUAAAAUGAACCAUGGCGUUGUCCCCAAAACGCACCCUACUUCUCGAAGUCGCAAACGGGGGAACCAGGUAGACCGCAAGGCGACUCCGAGUACCGACCCUGGGAAAGGUGCGGACAAAGAGAAGGAUAAAGAAGGGGUCGUCGCCAAGUCUCGUGGAUGGGAACCGUGGAGCCGUCAGUCCAUUAAGGAAUUCUACAAUGCGCUGAAACAGUUCGGAAAAGACUUUGAUGCCAUUCAAAAGCACAUCGUGCAGAAGUCGAAGACUGACCGAAAAAACUACGAUCAAGUUAGAAACUUCUAUUACAAUACUUGGGGUAAAAUCUCGCCUCGGAUUGACCUGUCAGACAUCGACGCCCCGAAAGAGGCGAAAGAGCUUUUCAUCUUAAUCAAUUAUGGCGAAUGGCAGCAACGGACCAAUUACUUAAAGAUUCACGGUAAACUUGUGACAAAUUUCACAGAGUUGGUCCGCAAGGGGUAAUU